Molecule: messenger RNA, 1127 nt
Organism: Zerene cesonia (dogface butterfly)
Lineage: Eukaryota; Metazoa; Arthropoda; Insecta; Lepidoptera; Pieridae
Exons: 5
Coding region: 91-1101 (336 amino acids)
Source: RefSeq, a predicted model, not a curated record
AUGUCAAACUCACAACUCUUGUGGAUGAAAACGGAGCUUAAAACACGUACAAAAUAAAAUUGUUAGAACAUAGCCGAUUGUAAGUGAAUAAUGGAAGAACCCAUCGAUAGCAUUAGGCAAAAUAAUCGAAGUUUACUUAAACUUAAUAGACGAACACAUAGAGAUGAAAUCAGUGAUAUAAGACGUUCUUUUGGGAGUUGCUCAUCGACGCAUAAUACCGCAGAAAUUAUUGACAAAUUAAAAACUAAAUCAGCUAUUUCUGCACGAGAAUUAAAUCAACUCAAAAAUGCUAUAAUGGAGGACCCCUCAAACAUUGAGCGAUUACUCAAUGUACAUGGAGCUUUAAGAGGCAUAGUCAGAGAAUUAACAGGUGUUGAUAUAAAGAAGCAAUGUGCUGCAGCUGGAUGUUGCUGCAAUCUUGCGAUGGGAGACAGCAAGGCUUGCUUGACCAUUGCCAAAGCUACUGGUACAUAUUUGCUUGCUGCUGUUGACAAUCUUGCUACUGAACUUGCUGUUACAUGCAUAUGGACGCUAGGUAACCUAGCCGCUUCAGGCACCAAAGCAUGUGAUGUCCUCACAUCUCAAGGCGCUCUCUCCAAGUUGACUGAACCGCAUGCAAAUGAGGAGGUACAAGACGCGUGUUGGUAUGCUCUUAAGCAUUUUGCUUAUCAAAUGGGAGAUGGCUUGAAAGUGGUGUACCUUCAAAAAAUAUUACAGUCACUGGCAAAGUCGCAUAUCACAUUGGAAGCUUCGCAACUGCUGUUCGUUCUAUCCUGUCAUACUGACUUCCCCAGCGUAAUCACAGAAGAUUUAAUUAAAAAUCUAUUAGAAACAUUCACUAAAAGUUUAGAAAAUCAUAUAUUUUGUAAGCAAACUGAAACAUGUUGUGAUUUUGUGUAUAUCUGUCGGACUUUGGCCAAUACAAAUGAUUUUGUGUACAAUUUAAUAUUAAAUGUUAUUGUUUCUAAUAAUAUGAGUGAUGUUUUAAGAAAAGUGUUAAGUAUUGACAAUAAAAUAGUGAAUGAAUCCUUACUCUGGUUGCUAGGCAAUAUCUAUAAGAGUUGUGGUGGAAAUGAGUUCUUUAAUUUUUUAAUAAGCUGAUGGUGGAUAAUAAAUAAAUUUUAUGU